AUGUCGGACACUCCUAGUGUUAAACUGGAGCACGGAUUUGCAGACGGGACCACCGCUCAGUCAACCGGACUCUCAGCCGGACUCUCAGCCGGACACACAGCCCCAGUCAUGGAAGAGAAAGAGCAGAGCAGCCCGGGGGAGCUCCGGUACUUCCGUCUGUCAGAAAUAGAGGAGAAAAACUCAUUCAAAUCCACAUGGAUCAUCAUCCACAACAAGGUGUACGACGUGACGAGAUUCUUAGAGGAGCACCCUGGGGGGGAGGAGGUGCUGAGGGAACAGGCUGGGGGAGACGCCACAGAGAGCUUUGAGGACGUGGGACACUCGACUGACGCACGGGAGAUGGCAGCUGACAUGAUCAUUGGAGAGCUGCACCCGGAUGACAGAGAGAAGAUUGCCAAACCUGUGGACACCCUGGUGACCACACUCCAUGAGGAGCAGAGCUCCUGGUCUCAGUGGCUCAUCCCUCUGCUGGCUGCUGGAGUGUGUCAGAGCAGAAUCCACAAGGACCACAAGGGCCGGGAGAGGAGCACAGGGACUUGCAGAGGAGCACAGGGCUGCAGAGGACCACAGGGACGUUCAGUGGAGCACCGGCGCCUGCAGAAGAGCAACAUGUUGGACCCUGUGGACGGCCUCCUGGAGCCAGUCUCUGAUGAGGAGUUGGACGCAGAGCAGGACGCUGCGCGCCUGCGCUUUAUGCGUGAGCGGCGGCGUGCACGCUCGCUGCCCGCGUGCACGGCGCUGCUGGGGGACGGCGGGCGGAAGCGUGUGCAGUUCGCAGACACUCUGGGCCUGAGCCUCGCGGACGUCAAACACUUCAGCACCACUGACGCACCGCUUGUUCCGCACGCUGUGUUGACACGGCACCGAAGUCUGCAGCGUGCGCCUCAGCCGCUGCUCGUGCUCGUGCCCUGUUUCCCGGAGAUUGUGGACGCCCAGCAGAGAGCGCAGGUGCAGCGCGUGGCCCUGGAGAAAUUGCACGUCACACAGUUUGAGGUGCGUGGACAGGUACUCACGUGCACAGAGGACAUGGACGCGCACGUGAGUGUCAGAUACACUUUCAACGAGUGGCUCUCUCACGUGGACACUCCAGCCGCACGCCUGUCCGACCGCUGCUUCAGCUUCUCUGUGCUUGCGCCACCGCCCUGGAGCGCCAGCGCCCUGCACUUUGCUGUGCACAUGCGCACCGUGGACGGAGACUUUUGGGACAACAACAGUGGCGAAAACUACAGUUUGCGCUACGGCCGUGCACAUAGGGACUGA
This is a messenger RNA of Knipowitschia caucasica, 1260 nucleotides long. The record is from the annotation of a GenBank genome assembly. Lineage: Eukaryota; Metazoa; Chordata; Actinopteri; Gobiiformes; Gobiidae.